Cooperia oncophora is the source of this 399-nucleotide messenger RNA. Lineage: Eukaryota; Metazoa; Nematoda; Chromadorea; Rhabditida; Trichostrongylidae. The record is from the annotation of a GenBank genome assembly.
AUGCUGAAUAUCAAACCAGGACAACACGGCUCCACAUACGGAGGAAACCCGGUGGCUUGUCGAGCAGCUAUUGAAGCCCUCAAGGUGAUUGACGAUGAGGGACUUGUUGAGAACUCGGCAAAAAUGGGCGAAUUGUUCAUGUCGAAGCUGCGGACGCUCCCAAAGGAAAUCGUGAAAACUGUUCGUGGACGAGGAUUGUUCAUUGCGAUCGUCAUUAGCGAAAAAUAUGAUGCCUGGACGGUAUGCAACCGAUUGCUGGCCAACGGAGUCUUGUCAAAGAACACCCAUGGGGAUGUCAUACGGUUCACCCCACCGCUUUGUAUCAACAAGGGACAAAUCGAAGAAGUUUUCGAUAUCAUUUCGAAGACAAUUCAACAAGUCGCCGCUGAGCACAAGUAG